CAACCCGCCACUUUGAUCCUCUUCACUUUACCUAUAUGAUAUAAUCCAGAUAAGCAGUAUGCACUGGGAGAAAUCACUGCCAUCAGCACUGGGCAGGUCCAGACCGUACCAAGGGGUUCGAGUCAGAGACCCAGUCAAAGAGCUGCUGAGGAGGAAGAGAAGUCUGGAGCCGCACAGCACCAAGACAGCGCCCCCUACUGCGGAUGUGGUCACUCACAGCAACCAGUCAUCAUACAUGCAAGGCAUGUUUGGCCUUGAUGUUUCUGGCGGCUCCCCAGCAGAGCCGCCGCCUGCAGUCAGCGAUGGAGGGCUGCAGCAGUGUGUGGGAUGGAGAGCUGCACCACCUGGCCUGCAGCCUGCUGUAACCUGGGCUUCACCUGACUACAACCAGCAGGAGUCUUCAGCUCAGACUCUAGUCUACCCACCAACCCCAACCCUCACUGCUGAUGUGUACAUGCAGACUCUGUGUCCCAGCUACACCAUGUUGACCUACACACACACACCAUUGCUCACUAACUUUGGGCCCAUACCUGUGGCCCCAGCACAAGGUUCCCUCCCUCAGAUGGAGCUCCCAGACUCAGCGUUGACCUACCUCCCCUGGGGCCAGCCCAUCACCACCAUAUCUACCAUGACCAACCCGGGGGUCCAGUUUUCCCCCGGCUCUGCAGCCCUGCCCGGGUCACCUCUGGUCCACAUGCCCUUGUCCAUGUCUUUGACCACCAUGAUCCCUCAGCUGGAGGCUCAGGGUGUAGAUCCUCUUCAUCCACAGAUACUGGACCUCCCGCAGUGCUCCGAACACCAACUGGACCCUGAGCCACAAGGCCAGUCUGUGGAUGAAGGUCCAGAGGUAGAGCCGGAGUCACCGAACCUUCUGGAGAAACUUCUGGAGGAUCAAAAAGGUGAUGGGGAAGAGGAGGACAAAGACUCGUACAGCAGCUCGCUCUUCCUUCCAAAUGUCUGAUGAUAUGAGCGUUCUGCGUCCCAUAGAGACCAGCAUCGUUGCCAGGAGCCACCACUGAAGGAUAAUUGGGUUUUAUUACAACUUAAUUUUGCUAUUGUGGCCAUAAUUUAUAUUGAUUAUGAUGGCACUGUACUCACAAUGCUGGAUAAAUAACCUGGGCAAAGUGGGCAAUUCCCCCUGAAUCCAAUGCAACUCAAGAUUGUCUGUAAGACAUUUGAAAUUACAAAUGAGUUUAGUAAUAUGCACCACUCAAUAAAAGGGAUACAUUUCUGCUGUAAAUCAUAUCAAACUGAUGGAGCUUCUGGAUGUUUUUCAAGACCUUUUUGUAAAUGACCGUGUAAGAUAUUAAUGUUUUUCUUAACCUGUAUUUGAUUAAUGUUAGCAGCUUUUUGCAGCAGAAUCUGACAUUGAUAAAUAGGAGAAACACGCUGUUUUCCCGGUCAAUAGGAGUUAUGUCGCCGUUUUCUGAAAAGCAGUUACUCUUUAGUUCUGUCGAUCUACUCAAAGCCUUGAGCUGUUUGUCUUAGUGAUCACAUCUGUCAUUAAUGCUUUCAGUUAAGAGCCUGGAGAUGUAUUUCCUAGCUGAUUUGUAUCAAACCAGAAGAAGAGCUGGGCUUAUGCUUGUUGGACCAAGUUGACGGAGGAAGAAAGAUUAAGUUACUGUACUCACCGUCAGCAUUUAUCUGUACCAUCUGAGAUAUUGUAAAGCACAACAACAUAGAGUUUAUUAAUGGAAGGAGAAGAUGAGUUGUUUGAAAACAGUCCAUGGAUUUGGGAGUGCUACAAGAAUGUGUUAAAAAGAAUAUUACAAAGGCACAAAGGGAAACAUUCUGUAAUAAAGAAUAACAAAUGUCAGCCUUUACUAGGGUGUCAACAAAGGCCAGUGAACACAUGGAAAGUCUUAAUGUUAAAUGAUAAAUAAGAUAUUUGCCAUGUAUUACAAACUGAGUGAAAUGCAAUACUUUUCCAUAAGAAAUAAACAGCACAUGAUAUACAUGCACAUACAGAGAUAA
Cottoperca gobio is the source of this 1974-nucleotide messenger RNA. RefSeq names its product POU class 2 homeobox associating factor 1 (gene pou2af1). The record is from RefSeq and is a predicted model, not a curated record. Gene Ontology annotation, biological process: positive regulation of transcription by RNA polymerase II. Gene Ontology annotation, molecular function: POU domain binding; DNA binding; transcription coactivator activity. The transcript has 5 exons. Gene Ontology annotation, cellular component: RNA polymerase II transcription regulator complex. Lineage: Eukaryota; Metazoa; Chordata; Actinopteri; Perciformes; Bovichtidae. The coding region runs from base 59 to 961 and encodes 300 amino acids.